This is a messenger RNA of Clarias gariepinus (North African catfish), 1659 nucleotides long. RefSeq names its product phosphoglycerate mutase 1b (gene pgam1b). Gene Ontology annotation, biological process: glycolytic process. Bases 92 to 856 code for a protein of 254 amino acids. The transcript is spliced from 4 exons. Gene Ontology annotation, molecular function: intramolecular phosphotransferase activity. The record is from RefSeq and is a predicted model, not a curated record. NCBI's taxonomy places the organism in Eukaryota, Metazoa, Chordata, Actinopteri, Siluriformes, Clariidae.
AUCAGGAAGCGUUUCUCAGCGUCUUCACUUCCCCGCUGUGUCCGAGCUCAGAGAUCUUCUUGUAAAGCUCCACAUAGCGGAACUGUGCACCAUGACCGCCUACAAGCUGGUUCUGAUCCGGCACGGAGAGAGCUGCUGGAACCAGGAGAACCGCUUCUGCGGCUGGUUCGACGCCGACCUGAGUGACACUGGCAUCCAGGAGGCGCGGAGAGGCGGCCAGGCGCUGAGAGAAGCAGGUUAUGAGUUCGAUGUGUGCUACACGUCUGUGCUGAAGCGGGCCAUCAGGACCCUGUGGCUGGUGCUGGACGGCAUCGAUCAGAUGUGGCUUCCCGUGCAUCGCACCUGGCGUCUAAACGAGCGGCAUUACGGCGGCCUGACGGGGUUAAACAAGGCCGAGACGGCGGCCAAGCACGGGGAGGAGCAGGUGAAGAUCUGGAGGCGCUCGUACGACAUCCCACCGCCUCCCAUGGAGCCUGAGCACGACUUCUACUCCAGCAUCAGCAAGGACCGUCGCUAUGCCGACCUGACGGCAGACCAGCUGCCAUCGUGCGAGAGCCUGAAGGACACGAUCGCUCGCGCUCUGCCCUACUGGAACGACGAGAUCGUCCCACAGAUCAAAGAGGGCAAGAGGGUGCUCAUCGCCGCCCACGGCAACAGUCUCCGGGGCAUCGUCAAGCACCUGGAGGGUAUGUCAGAGGAGGCCAUCAUGGAGCUGAACCUGCCCACAGGAAUCCCCAUCCUGUAUGAGCUGGACAAAAACCUGAAACCUGUUAAGCCCAUGCAGUUCCUGGGGGACGAGGAGACGGUGCGCAAGGCCAUGGAGGCUGUGGCUGCUCAGGGCAAAGCCAAGAAAUAGAGAGAGAGAGAGAGAGAGGAAGACGUGUGGGAGGAGACGGCGGGAGACGGAGGUUUAUCAAACAUGUGUUUAGUCUUACGGUCCCUAAAGAACAUUAUCAGGGGUUCACACAAAGCUGAACUUAUUGGACAUCAUUCGGUCGGAAUUUGGAGCAAAUUUGAGAAAAUAUUCCUCAGCAGUAUUAAGCGGUUGAACCCCAGAGUGACCUGAGACAUCCUUGUGCAUUUAAAGUGCUGCAUUUUCCGUGUGCUUCAAUAGAACAGGCUCGGCUUUGCUCGGCGUUGGAAGCUCUACGGCAACGGUAUCCAAGCAACAGCACUUAAAGGACAACGGGGCAGCGGAUAAAUCCACCGUGUGUGUGUGUGCGCGUGUGUGUGUGUGUCUUUUGUAGAAAAGAAGCCGAAUGCGCUGUGUUCCAAAUUGCACCGUGACUCACACUGAGCAUCGCACGCCCACCCACAGCAUAGCACUUAAAAUACACACACACACAAAAUCAGAACAUCAUUUAAUAGAUUAUACCCUGGAGUUAAGCAUGAGGACCAGGAAUCACAACUUUUAGAGUUUUAAGGUGCGCUUUUGUCUCAACAGCUAAGCUUGUGUGUGUGUUACAUGGUGUGUAAAUCUGAUUGUAUUGUAUCUGAUUGUAUGUCGUCAUCCGGAAAUGCUCUAUAUUAAUCCAGGUAUAUGAAUGUGACUCCGUAAGCGUAGGUGUUCUGUUACGAUGCCUUGAUUUACUUCUGCUUGACUGAAUGUCUAAUUUGAACCUACACUGGAGUUUCUGUGUCUCACUUAAUAAAUGCAGA